UACAGGGUUCCAUACGUCGUGUCAGUUGGUCCUGUGUUGGUUCGGGCGGAGUACCAGUUUAGAAUGGCUCGUGUCGUGAUGUUUUCAUGCAGCAUCAGGGUACCAGAUAUGCUGUCUAGAAGACUUCUAACCAGGCAGGCCCUGAGGACCCUGUGGACGGGGAGGGAGAGCCUGGAGGACGAUGACCCGGAGUUAAUGGCCAUCAUUAAACGGGAGAAGAAGAGACAGGUUCACGGACUGGAACUCAUUGCUUCCGAGAAUUUUGCCAGUCGAUCUGUUCAGGAAGCUCUGGGCUCAUGUCUCACAAACAAAUACUCAGAAGGUUACCCAGGUGCAAGGUACUAUGGUGGAAAUAUAUUUAUUGAUGAAGUGGAGAGACUCUGUCAAAAGAGAGCCUUGGAAACUUUCCGCCUGGACCCAAACCUGUGGGGUGUAAAUGUUCAGCCAUACUCAGGAAGUCCGGCUAAUUUUGAGGCCUUCACUGGUUUACUGAACCCUCACAAUAGAAUCAUGGGCCUGGAUCUUCCUGAUGGUGGACAUUUGACUCAUGGAUUCAUGACAGACACAAAAAGAAUUUCUGCUACAUCAGUAUUUUUUGAGUCCAUGCCAUACAGAAUAAAUCCUAAAACUGGUUAUAUUGAUUACGACAAACUCAGGGAAACUGCCCGACUCUUCCGCCCAAAACUUAUCAUUGCAGGGACCACAGCUUAUUCUCGUUUACUGAACUACAAGGCUUACAGAGAGAUUUGUGAUGAGGUGAAAGCUUACAUGCUUGCAGACAUGGCACACAUAUCUGGACUGGUGGCGGCUGGUGUGAUUCCUAGUCCUUUUGACUACGCUGAUGUUGUAACAUCAACAACCCAUAAAACGCUGAGAGGACCAAGGUCUGGAAUGAUAUUUUUCCGCAAGGGCAAAAAGGGAGUGGACAAGAAAGGAAAUGACAUCAUGUAUGAUUUGGAGAAAAAGAUCAAUAAUGCUGUGUUUCCUGCUCUACAGGGGGGACCCCAUCAGCACCAGAUAGGGGCCCUGGCUGUGGCUCUCAAACAGGCACAGUCUCCAGAUUUCAAAGAGUACCAGCUGCAGGUGAUUAAAAAUGCCAAAGCUAUGGCCAAAGUUUUGAUGGAUAAAGGCUAUGACGUAGUAUCAGGUGGCACAGAUAAUCAUCUUAUAUUGGUGGAUCUGAAAUCAAAAGGAACGGAUGGUGCUCGCUCAGAGCGCAUUUUAGAGCUCUGUGAGAUAUCUGUUAACAAGAACACAUGUGCUGGAGAUAAAAGUCCCAUGACUCCAGGAGGACUCCGGAUUGGUGCACCAGCAAUGACUUCUCGAGGAAUGAAAGAGAAGGAGUUCGAGAUGAUUGCUGAAUUUUUGGAUCGUGGUGUUCAAGUAGGAAUCAAUGCCAAGAAGUAUUCAAAAACAUUGAAGGAGUUCCGGGAAGCAGUCGUAUCCAAUGAAGAUAUAAAAGCUCAGAUUGACCAGGUCCGUGCCGACGUGGAAAGUUUUGCCAGCCAGUUCCCAAUGCCGGGACUUGAUGAUCGCUAAGUCUGACUGUGUGCCAACAGCUACCCAGCCAAAACUGCUAUCUUUGAUGUACUUCUUGAACUUUUGGAAAAAAUAGACAAAUAAAAAAACAUCGUUUAUUGAGUAAAAUGCAGACAGUAAAUGUUUGUUGAAUUAUGCCUUGUUUAACAAGAGAACACAUAAUUAAUUUGGGUAGGCUUGUCACACAUUGGUUACUGAGGUACUAGCUUUAAAAUUUUAGAUUGCAAAUCGAAACAUGUUGUAAGGGGAAGACUGUCAUUCAUUGUAAAGAUCAAAGGUCAAUGAAACAAGCAAAUUUUGCAAAGUGGUAUCAAGAUUACUGGGUAUAUUUUUAAGAUGGCGUUGGAGUGAAAGGAGUAAGCAUGUGUGUAUUUUUAUACCCCCCGCAACAAGUUGUGGGGGGGGGGGGGGGUAUACUGGAAUCGGGUUGUCCGUCCGUCUGUAGACGCAAUGGUUUCCGGACUCUAAAGCAUUAUCCUUUCCACCUACCGUCACCAUAUCAUACAUAUGGACUACCCAUGGGAUGAAGAUGUUCCCUAUCGAUUUUGGGGUCAAAAGGUCAAAGGUCAAGCGCACUGGACAUCGAAGAAGCAAUAUGGUUUCCGGGCUCUAAAGCCUUAUCCUUUCCACCUACAGUCACCAUAUCAUACGUAUGGACUACCCAUGGGAUGAAGAUGUUCCCUAUCGAUUUUGGGGUCAAAAGGUCAAAGGUCAAGCGCACUGGACAUCGAAGUAGCAAUAUGGUUUCCGGGCUCUAAAGCCUUAUCCUUUCCACCUACAGUCACCAUAUCAUACAUAUGGACUACCCAUGGGAUGAAGAUGUUCCCUAUCAAUUUUGGGGUCAAAAGGUCAAAGGUCAAGUGCACUGGACAUCGAAGUAGCAAUAUGGUUUCCGGGCUCUAAAGCCUUAUCCUUUCCACCUGCAGUCACCAUAUCAUACAUAUGGACUACCCAUGGGAUGAAGAUGUUCCCUAUCGAUUUUGGGGUCCAAAGGUCAAAGGUCACGCGCACUGGACAUCGAAGUAGCAAUAUGGUUCGGUUUGUCAUGCCAUUUGUUUUUUACACUCAGAAAAGGGGUAGUUUAUACCUAUUACCAACACCCUUUGGGAGAUUGGGGUAAGCGGGGGGUAUUCUUAGUGAGCAUUGCUCACAGUACCUCUUGUUUUUUUUAUUUUUUUUUUUACAAGGUCAUAGAUCAAAAGUCAAGGUCAUUAUAACUUUUCUAAAUAGGUUUCUGAUUAAGGAUUGUAAAGAUACAUCUAUUUAUUGUGAACAUUUUAGGUGAGGUUGGUAAACCAGUUUGGUCCAAACUACUGUGAGAUUGCAAAUAGUUGUUGGUGUUUAAGUGGCACGUGCACAAAUUAAAACUCCCCACAAACAAGAGAAACAGGAAGAACACUGUACAGCGGAAGACUCCACCCUCUUUUUUUCUCAGACAGCGGAAUUUAAUCCCAAGAAAAUCAGUUUUUCUUCAGUAUUCAACAAUAAUUUUUCUAAUGUAUAAAUACCUGUAUAUUCCCCUAUUUAAUAUUACGUGCAUGUGAUAUAUAUAUAUAUAUUAUAAUGUAGGACAGUCUUCCAUCACAGUGUGCCAUUUUGGGGGUGGGUGUCUUACAUUUUGAGAUGUGAAUAUGUGUGUUAAUGAACUACAAAAGCCUUGUGCUUUAUUUGUUGAUGUGAGAAUGAUUGCUAAAGAGCAGUGGCAAGUUGCAGCCACUUCGAAUUCAUUUGUUAGCUUUUUCUUCGAUUUUAAUUUUUUCAUUUCUGUCUUACUUUCAAGUAAAAUAAAAAUCUCUGUACUUUCUACCUGUAGUUAUGAGAAUAGGUAUUUCAAAGAUUUUUCUUUAAGUAACAACCAUCAAUUUUUUCCUUCUGUUGCAUACUCAUUUUAAGAGUUGUGAUGAGUUUUGGGGCACAAUUGUGAAGAUCAUGUAUUUAUUUAUGUCAGUAGAAUUCACUGAACGUUUUUUGUACACUGUGGGAUUGCAUGUCAGAAUUCUGGGUACAUGGUUUAUGAAAUUUUCUGGAGAUGAGUAUUAUGUUCUGUGUAUUAGGACGGCAUUGUGUGAAGUGCAAUGUGUGUGUGGGAAACAUUUUUAUAUAAUUACCCGAGUGCCAAAAUUUUAACAAUUUGACAUACAUGUACUUACAGUAAAUGUACUAAUUGUUGGAAACAUCUACAUUUGAAAGAUAUUUUCAGUUUGUAUGAAGUGCUAUCUUGUUAAUUUCCUGGGUUUAUUGAAGAAUUCAAAUCCUGAAUUUUAAUUUAGUAUAGAUCAACAACAUACAUGUAGUCUGUAAACUGUUUAGGCAUCAUCAUCUAUAGAGUUUAUUUGUAGGAGAACCUUACCACAUUUUAAUAUCUACAUACUCGUGUUUGAAUAACAUACAUGUAUAUGUCUUUUAGAAUCUCAAGUGUGUCAUAAUUUUACGAACUACUAUUACAUGCAGUACUUUCUCAACUGUAAAGUUAGAAUUAGAUACUUUAGAUCCUUUAAUUUAGAAUUCAAUACUUUUAAUAGAUGCGAGUAGUUAAUAUUUGUUUUUAUUUGCAAGACCCCCCUCUUGCAAUAUCAACUGAUGAUCUGAAUCUAUUUGUUGAUCUGACAUUAAUUUGUAGGAAUUUAAAUUCUUCAUGACUAGUUUUCAUGGUUUAACAUGUUCAUGAACUGAUGCUGAAUGUCGAUUUUGUGAAGUUGGAUAAGUUAUCUAUGGAAUAUGAAGUGCAUGUAAUUCUAAAUAGCAAUUUGUCACAGCUGGAAGACAAAUUCCUGUAAUGUUGCCAUAUACCCCUACAUUUGCAUAUCUAUAGAAAAUCAUCCCAUGGUUAUAUUUUGAGAACUAUUAGGUGCUGUAACUAUGUUCCAUUUUUGGGGUGGUUUUUUUCUUGUAGGAAAAUAUCCCUUGUGAUUUUGAACAGAGGUUUUUUUCUGAAAAUGGGUUAAUUAAAAAAAAACAGUAUAACUUGUGACUGUUAUAUAUGUUUAAUCAUUUUUAGACCUGAUUUUCCAGUAAAUAUGUGAUUGGAAUUCAGUUUUUGACUGCAUUUAGUGUUCUUGUGUAUUAAUGUUAAAUAAACUUGUAACAUUUGAGUGAUUGGCAUGCUUUAAUGUUUUUUAGCUUUCCCUGGGCAGGUUUUUUUUUGUGUUUUUUGUUUUGCUCAUCAUAUCUUAUAUAUACAUGUACUUCGGUGGAGUUUUCUGAUUGGGAGUUGUCUAUUGUUAUACAAAAUUACAAAACUAUGUAAACCUUUUAUAACUUAAAAGUGCAAUGAGAAUUUUCCAAUAUGGUUUUUCAUAAAUCUGACUGGUUUAAAAAAUCAGAAGAGAUAAUUUCCCCCCCAAAUGCUUGAACAAGUUAUCCAGAAUGUAUAAAAGCUCAUCUGCAUUUUUCAAACAUGUUGGAAGCUUUUUCCUAGCAAUUGAUCCAAGUGCAUUUGUCUGCAAUACAUCUUUUAUUUAACUCGAGUGAGUGUAAAAGCCCAAAAGUUUCUUGUUUUGUUGCCAUUUCUGUUUGUCGUUUUUUUCAGCAUAGGUUAUCUUUCAGAAUUAUGUGAUUGAAAUCUUUUUAAAUCUGCUUGACUUCUUUUCUUUUUCUUUUUUAAAGUAGUGGGCUUUUAUUGUCUUUUGUUUGAAAUAAAAAUUGAGAGGGUG
Messenger RNA from Ostrea edulis (European flat oyster), 5192 nucleotides. RefSeq names its product serine hydroxymethyltransferase, mitochondrial-like. Gene Ontology annotation, molecular function: glycine hydroxymethyltransferase activity; zinc ion binding; cobalt ion binding. Gene Ontology annotation, biological process: L-serine catabolic process; tetrahydrofolate interconversion; protein homotetramerization. The record is from RefSeq and is a predicted model, not a curated record. Gene Ontology annotation, cellular component: nucleus; cytosol; cytoplasm. The transcript is spliced from 12 exons. The coding region runs from base 64 to 1539 and encodes 491 amino acids. NCBI's taxonomy places the organism in Eukaryota, Metazoa, Mollusca, Bivalvia, Ostreida, Ostreidae.